This is a messenger RNA of Paramecium tetraurelia, 2112 nucleotides long. RefSeq lists its product as uncharacterized. The transcript has 6 exons. The record is from RefSeq and is a predicted model, not a curated record. Lineage: Eukaryota; Ciliophora; Oligohymenophorea; Peniculida; Parameciidae.
AUGUUAAAUUCAUCGCCUCAUAUGAAAUCAGAUAAGCUAUACACACAAAGUCCAUAAUACAAAAAGCAAUAUCCUUAAUAUAUAGAUACAAAUGGUUCUGUCAGAAACUCUUUCACUGCUAAAAGUAUCAAAGAGAAUAGGUAAAAUACGGAUCCGCAAAUAUUUAAUGAAGAAUUGGAGUAUUACAAGAACAGAAGUGCAGACCUUGAAAUUUAUUCUAGAUAACUGAAAAAUGAAUUGGAUGCUAUGAUGAUAAGAACGAGUAAACAAGGAACGUUAGAUGAUAAGACCGAAUACAUUUUACAUUAGAAUCAAAUGCUUAAUCAAGAUGUGGAUAAGCUUCAAAAAGGUUAUGCUUAAAAAAAGACUGAAUGCGAAUUGUGGAAAUCCAAGUAUGAGCAAUAACUGAAUAGCGCAGUAUAAUUAAAAGCACAAUAUGAGUUGGAUUUGAAAAAGUUAAGCAAUGAAUUAAAGAUAUUAGAGGAGAGAAACAAUUUAUUAGAAAAAGAGAGAUCAUAAGAAGUAGAAGCCACUAAGACCACUUUUUCAAUUUAAAGUGAAUAGCAAAAACAUAGUUAUCUGACAUAAAUAGAUCUUUUGUAGAACUAAGUAAGAAAGUUAAGAGAGUAUGCAGAUAUGAGGGAUAAAGAGAUGGAUGGUUUGGAAUUAAAAUUUAAUCAAAUUUUGUAGGAGAAGGAAUACUUUGAGAGUUAGCUACUAAAGGAGAAUGAUAUUUUAAGAAAUAGAUUGUAGGAUUAAGAGACAGAAUUUUCUUUGGAUGUGAACAGUUUGAGACAGAAAUAGGAUAUUAUUUAUUAGGGAUAAAUAGAGAAUCUAAAAAAAUAGUAUUUAACGCAAUAAGAGAUCAUGGAUUCAGAAAUUGAGAAAUUAAAGGGUCUAUUGGAUAUCAAGAAUACUGAGAUAGAAACCUUAUUGUUGUAGAAUAAGAGGAUGAGAGCUAAUUUUGAAGAGGAAACUUAGACAAUAAGAAGUUAAUUUGAGAUUUUGGAAUAGAAAAUGGUUAGAAAUGAAUAGAAGAAUUUAGAAGAUUAGCAGAAUGCUGAGAGGCAUUUAAGUAAUUCACAUGACAGAAAUAUGGAGAAGUAGAAGAGUGAUUUUAAUAAUUAAAUUAAAAUCCUAGAAGGUUAAAUCAAUCAUUAGAAGAAUUAAUUAUUGGAAUAAUAAAAUCAGUUAAAUGAGUUAUAAAAAUAUAGUUAACAACUUCUUUAGAACAACCAAAAGGAUCAAGAAAAAGCAUAAAGCAUAAUAAAUAAUCUAAAAAAAGAUAUUUUAUAGUAAUCAGAAGAAUAUUAAGGUUAAAUCCAGAAAAACUACAGAGAUUAUGAAUAAUAAAAGUAAGAGUUGAUCAAUUAUAACCAACAAUAAUCAGCUUUAAUGAAUUAAUUGUCUUAAUAAAUUUAAAGUUUAAAUCAAAUAAUAGAAUUGAAAGAGAGAUAAUAUGAGACAACUUUAACUUAGUUUAAGCAAUUGAAUAAUUAAUCAUAAAAUAAGUUGAAUUAAGUGACUAAUGAGAAUGAAUAGAUCAAGGUUUAAACCUAAAAAUAUAUAGAGGAAUUAGAAGAGUAAAUAGCAUUAGAAAAAGAGCUUAAUGCAGAGUAAGAGUAAAAAUUAAUAUCUCUUUAAUCGACUUUGUAGAGAGAAAAAAUGAAUGCAGAAAGAUAGAUAAAAAAUCUAUCGAAUCAAAGCAGAGAGAAGGAUUAGACAAUUGAAUAGUUGAGAAUUUAGAUUUAGGCAAAGGAAUUGAAUCUUCACAAAUUAUAGAGUGAAUUAUAGGAUACCACUAAUACACUUUCGAAUUUAUUGGAAGAGGAAAAGCAUAAGACUGAACAAGAAGUUUAGUCAUUGCAAAUUAGUUAGAAUGAAGAAUUAGCAAACACAAAGAAGAAGCUAAGUUAAAAAGAAAAUACUUUGAAAUCAGAAUUAGUUUAAUUGAAGAGUGAGCUGUAAACACAGCAAACUUUAAAUUCAGAAUUAAAUAAAAAAUUGGAACUAUAUGGUUAACAGAUUGAAUCAGUUGUUAAUAAUUCAAGUGUUAUUAAACAAUACUAGGUAUUAUCUGAGAUUAAUCUUACUAAUAGGCUUCAAAAUUGA